GGAGAAACCAGCGGCGGCGAAGGCGGCAGCAACUGUGGAGCCGCGAGGCAUCGCCCCAGCGAAGCAACGACCCCAGCCGGGUCUGAUGAAUCACAGCUUCCUGGAGGAGGAGCCCGAGGUUCUGGACACGGUGUCGCCCUCGAAAGCCCAGACGGGAGACUUGCCCCCGAGGAAGCCUUUUCUGGACCGAACGAACGAGAACGACACCGACGUCCUGAACCCGAAGAUGCUCCUGUCGCCCGCCAAGGUGGAGUUCACAAGCCCCACCAGGAUGAUCAAAGACCUCGGCACCCCCACACGCGGCUCCAUCCUGACGCCG
This is a messenger RNA of Symbiodinium sp. CCMP2456, 319 nucleotides long. Lineage: Eukaryota; Dinophyceae; Suessiales; Symbiodiniaceae. The record is from the annotation of a GenBank genome assembly.